Messenger RNA from Ochlerotatus camptorhynchus, 7108 nucleotides. RefSeq names its product polypeptide N-acetylgalactosaminyltransferase 5 (gene Pgant5). The transcript is spliced from 12 exons. The coding region runs from base 1724 to 3670 and encodes 648 amino acids. Gene Ontology annotation, biological process: protein O-linked glycosylation. Lineage: Eukaryota; Metazoa; Arthropoda; Insecta; Diptera; Culicidae. Gene Ontology annotation, cellular component: Golgi apparatus. The record is from RefSeq and is a predicted model, not a curated record. Gene Ontology annotation, molecular function: polypeptide N-acetylgalactosaminyltransferase activity.
GCUUUACUUCUUUGUGCCACGGAAACAUCACCAAAAAAUAGGUGAAGGUUUCGGUAAAAACGGGUUAAACCUAAAUCCACGAAAGAGUGUUGUGUUAUUGGAAUCAGUUCCGGACUCUGUGUACGUGUCCGGAAGACAGUGUUCACAGGGCAAGAAGAAGAUAGCUAUUUUGGGAAUACCGUAAAAGAUAUAUAAAAAAGAAACACCAUUAACCGUGUGCGUACACAUUAUUCUGCUCCAAUCGAUGUGUGUUGCAACGGGGAAGCUGUGUGCUGGAGCUGCCGCCGAUGAUGAUCAAAACGGAUGAUUGUUGAGCCGCAGACUCGUCCGGGGGAUGAUAAUUUCGUGCUAUUUAUUUUCCUGUCUCUCUAAAACCAACAUUCAGCUAAAUAAAUAAACUACAUGCACAUCAAGAGUGGAGCUUUGUAUUGUACGAAGAAAAAAUCAGAGUGAAAUUGGUUUCAUUUUCGGUUUGGUGGCCGUCGUAGGAAACCCGCGAAGCAAGAAGAGGUGCUAAUUGGAAGAAGUUGAUGAAAAUCGUUUGAAAGUGGAAUUCGAUUCUUAUAGAAAAGCGGUUAUCAUCAUUGUUGGUUGCACACUUCAAUCGGUGUGCUUGCAAGAAAAAGAAGGCAUCGAAGGUUUCGACGUCACGGACAAUGAACACUGACCUACCGGUGUGAGCACGGACCGCGCGGCAGACACAAAAGUGGGAGCUGUUUUCGAGUUGCGUCCAGUUGUCUGCUACAGUCAUCACCACCGUCGACGUCGCAGUUGUGUGGUAACUGUGUCAAACAAAUUCAUUUCAAGGCCCAUCAAUCGAUGCUAACAGGCAAUAACUGCUGGCGAACUACAGCCAUGUGGUGGAGAAAGCAGCAGCGAAAAAAAAAUUAACGUCUACGAGAGAUUUGCACUUAUACUUUUAUUAUUCCGACGAUUAAUCCGACCCGUUCGAGCUGUGCGUGUUUCUUUUAUGAGUGUAGUUUGAUUUUUUUAUUUUUCCGCUAGGAAAUUAACAGUUUACUUGUGUAUAGAGCGCGAAAUAUGCCAAUGGGCUACCACCGCCAGUGCAAGUGAAAAUUCCAAACCGCAGAAGAGAAUUAUCGCGUGUGAUAUGCUUAUUCCAUUUUGGUAGGGCCCUCAGUUAUAUCUGUUUUUAGGUUUCUGUUGUAGGUUGUUUUGAUGUGGUUUAUUCCUUGGAGGCUUACCGUGAAUUGUUUACGGCAACAAAAUAGCUAAGGCUGGAGAAUUGCUUGAACAGCGUGGGCAAAAAUCCUUUCCUGUUUAUGUUUAUAUGUGCAUAGUCCGUUGAGCAAGAUAGGUCCCCGCUACCAUCGAAACGGCGUACAGAGCCGAGUGUGCCGACAGUGUCAGUGUGUGCAAGUGUACCGACGACGGCUUGCCGUUGACGUCGACGGAGAGUGGAGCAGUGCGAUGUGUUAAUGUAAUUCAAUUCGUAUUUAUCGCUAGUGGUCGGAAGCGUUCCGGUGUGCUGCACUGGUGCGGCAGGUAACACGCGGUAGUGUCCCGUGCCAGACAGUACACGCGCGCCGGGUGGUAACAGUGCAGUGAGUGCAUUACUCGGCGGAAGUAACGUGAAGAAUCCCAACCAUUCAGUGAGCAGUUACGUAUACGUGCCGUAAAUAGCAAAGCUGGCAAUAGAGUCGUUAUAACUCUGUUACCAAAAUCCAAUCGAUCAGUCUUCGCCAUCCCGGUGGAGCGAGAAAUGACCACCAUCAGCUACUCGAGAAUGUUCCGAGGCAAGAUUCGUACCAACACAUGCCGGAUUGUGCUGCUCACAUCGCUGGUGUGGCUGCUGAUCGAUGUGAUACUGAUAAUGAACUACGCCGACUGUCUCGGUGGCUCCACGUGGCUCUGCAAGCGGACCGGCGAGUACGAUGUCGAGCUUCCACACAGUGCACAGCAACGGCAGGAACUGCCGCAUUCGGCCGGACGAGGGGGUGCCGCCGCUAUAGUCGAGGACGAUGAUCAGAUAGUGGACGAGGAGGAGAUCGAUACAAAUUCCAACAACAUGGGCGACCAGGGAGGCUACGAUAGUUCGAUGCCCCGAACUUAUCGGCCGCAGGAUCUGAAAAAAUGGCGCCCUGCACCGCAUGUGGGCGAGAACUACGGGAAGCCCGGUGAACUCGGCAAGCCGGUGAAAACCCCUCCCAGCCAGCAGGAGCUAAUGAAGGAGAAGUUCAAGGAGAAUCAAUUCAACCUACUGGCCAGUGACAUGAUCUGGCUGAAUCGGUCACUGACGGACGUGCGGCAUCACGACUGCAAAAAGAAACACCACCCGGCCAAGCUGCCAACCACCUCGAUAGUGAUUGUAUUCCACAACGAAGCCUGGAGUACCCUGCUGCGAACGAUCUGGAGUGUCAUCAAUCGGUCGCCCCGACCGCUGCUCAAGGAGAUCAUCCUGGUCGACGAUGCCAGCGAACGGGAACACCUCGGCAAGCAGCUGGAGGACUACGUCGAAACGUUGCCGGUGCAUACCUACGUCUUGCGAACCGGCAAGCGUUCCGGACUGAUCCGAGCGAGACUGCUCGGUGCCAAACACGUCAAGGGUCAAGUGAUAACCUUCCUGGACGCUCACUGUGAAUGCACGGAAGGCUGGCUGGAACCGCUGUUGUCACGUAUAGUGCUAGACCGCAAGACUGUUGUGUGUCCCAUCAUUGAUGUGAUAUCGGACGAAACCUUUGAAUAUGUGACCGCUUCCGACCAGACGUGGGGUGGCUUCAACUGGAAGCUCAACUUCCGAUGGUAUCGAGUACCGGCCCGAGAGAUGCAGCGACGGAACCACGAUCGAACGGCUCCCCUCCGAACGCCGACCAUGGCCGGUGGCCUGUUCUCGAUUGAUCGAGACUAUUUCUACGAAAUAGGCUCGUACGACGAAGGCAUGGACAUCUGGGGUGGAGAAAAUCUUGAAAUGUCCUUCCGGGUGUGGAUGUGCGGUGGCACUCUGGAAAUAGCACCCUGUUCCCGGGUAGGCCACGUUUUCCGCAAAUCAACGCCGUACUCCUUCCCGGGCGGUACAUCGCAGAUCGUUAACAAAAAUAACGCCCGUCUGGCGGAAGUGUGGCUCGACGGUUGGAGUGAAUUUUACUACAAUAUUAACCCAGGUGCUCGCAAGGCUUCCGCAGGCGACGUCAGCGAACGGAAGGAACUUCGCGAGCGGCUAAAGUGCAAGAGCUUCCGCUGGUACUUGGAGAACAUCUACCCCGAGAGUCAGAUGCCGCUGGAUUACUACUUCCUGGGCGAGAUUCGAAAUGUGGAAUCUGGCAACUGCCUCGACACGAUGGGCCGCAAGUCGAAUGAGAAGAUCGGUAGCAGCUACUGCCACGGGCUCGGUGGCAAUCAGGUGUUUGCCUACACCAAACGGCACCAGGUGAUGUCCGACGAUAACUGCCUAGACGCGUCCAAUGCGCUCGGCCCGGUGAAUCUGGUCCGAUGCCACGGGAUGGGUGGCAACCAGGAGUGGGUGUACGAUGAAGAGGAGAAGACUAUCAAGCACGUCAACAGUGGGAACUGCCUGACGCGGCCCACGCCGGACGACCCGGCCACGCCGCUGCUGCGACCGUGCAAGUACAGCAAGGGCCAACAGUGGCUCAUGCAGUCCAAGUUCAAGUGGCAAGCACAACACGACAAUCGAAUCAGCGACGACAGAUAAAACCAGCCAACCCCAGAGGGAAUGGUUUCGCCACAACCACCACCACCAUCAUCAUCAUCACCAUCAUCGACGUCAUAACCGGAUCAUGUGUAGAUCAGCCGGAGUCAUCAUGUUUCACAGCAAAGGGAUUAAUAAUCUAACGCGCGACGACGCGCGACUUGACGCCGCGUAAAUCACCUGGGGGAUUGAGAGGGUAAUGUGAUUCCCUACGAUAUAUCAUCGCAAUUUCGGGUCGUACGUCCGUCGGUCCACUAGCGGCGACUGGGGAAUGAACCUUUUUGUGGUUAUUUUAGUCGAUUUAUAUCUGGAUAGUGUAUUUAGGAAGUAAGCAAAGUUAGACAUUUUUACUAUUGAUUGAGUUUAGGAAUUAAUUAGAGAUAGCUAACAAUUUCCACGUCCGUCUUUCGUGUGCGUGUGUUUGAGAUGAACAAUGAGUACCUAUUGGGAAUGACUGCGGUUUUUGUAGCACGAUGAUGACACUGGAAAGGCGACAGAAGCAUGGAUGGUGCAAUUAAUGAACGUGACUAUUAGAUUUUGUUCCAAGGGUGAGUGAACUUUCUGGACGUCGUCGUUGUGAGACAUGCGAAUAUUUGCCAGCAAAACAGUAAUAAUAAAUACCAGAAUCCCGACCAGGGUCCAGACAGCUAGGAGAAAAGGUUUUGCAAUGUAUAUACAUAAAAGCGUAAGCGCAUUAAUAUAGUUUUCCCCGUCUUACUGGAUGAGUGAACUCGUGCUGGAAUGCACCUAAGGUGAGAGGCAAUUUUACCCAUUAGCACAAGCGGAAAUGUUCCUAAUCUCCCGGAAAGAUCAAAAUUACAAAGGAAACGCACGAGUUGAGCGGAAUUGAUGCUAGCUAGACCAACAGUAAAACAAAUGGAGCCGCUUGGUAGAUAACAGAUCAUGAAUGACGCAUAUCACGUAGAAAGAAGAAAUCAAUUAAGGAAUUCAGACACCACAACUGAUUCAUCGUUUCAGCACUGCAAGCUAUGGAUGAUGGCCGUCUUACAGUUGUCCCGUUAUUUGGAUAUGAAUUGACACCGGCAAACAUUUCAUUGAAAGCAGUGUGCGUUGGUUGACACUCUAGUGUGAACGUUACAUAAAACGAUCGUGUAGCGUGUCACCGAUUCGUUCAGAUUUACCUGGAAUGUAACGCAUCGAAUCCUGUUCCAUUCUGAUGGGCGUAGUGGAUUUUAUAAAAAUUGUACGUAUGAGUAAACUUGUUGGGAGUUCCAAACUUUCAAAUUUAGCCCCGAAAACAACGUAAGAAGAAGUCUGGCAAGUCUGCCGGAAUCCAAGGGACAGAUACAGUUGAGUAAAGAUAGAACCACUGCGAAGAAAAAUAAGUAAAAAUUCCCAAUUCUGUCUUUUGAAGUUGACUUCUUUGUUGUCCAAUUCGUUCGAUGGCGAGAACGUGUUUGUCUCAUAUAGAUUGUAUGACAAAGCGUGAGAGUGACCAGUCUUCUUGAUAUGCUGCUGCUUUUAAAUAAUCAUCCUUUUUACAUUUCGUUCAAUAACAAUAAUCAAAUAGUCACCGUUAUUCGGGAAAUUUUACACAUUCGUUUGUAUCCAUUUAAAUUUUUAAAUAAUGACUGGCAAAAUUCUGCGCUUUAUUCUGCAUGCUUUCUCUCGAAAGACCUGCAAAGCAAUAUGCAAAACUGAUGGAUAUUAUUUUGAUUUUGAUCAAUUCAGCUUGUCUAGACCAUUUUUUUUCUGUUAAAAUAAUGUUGGUAAAUACAUAGUGUAUCAUUCCAACCAUUGGUAUACAUUUGUUAAACAAUUGUUUGACCAAGCUCUUGAAAUUUACCCCGCCGGGGGCGGGCUUGGGCAGUAGAGGGUUAAUUGACCCCUUCAUUGGAAAAUUGUACUCCUAAUAACUUAUCAGCAUAAAGCGUUCCUUGUCGUUUACCACGACCAAAAACACCAUAAGUAAAAUUUGCAGCCAACGACCAUCUCGCCGCUGAUUCCAGAAUUUUAAAUCUUUUGAAACAAAGCACGAUCGCGUGUAUUUCAUUGUUUCGAACCUAAUCAAUAGGUGUCACUACAACACCCGUAAAAAAAAAACCCGGACCACUCUGCAUUUACGCAAGAAUCGUUUUUACAGCUAUGAAACAAGAAACACGUAAAAGCUACCGUUUGUAAACUACAUCCCUGUAUAAAUGUUACACUUGAGAAGAAGAUUGAUUAAUCCAUAAAACCGACUGUAAAUAAGUAGUUGUAUUAUAAAGUAAAACAACAGAAGCAGAAAAAUUCAACUAAGAUGAAGAUGAAUGAGACAGAAAAAAUAUAUCAUUUAAAACUAGCAAAACAAAAAAACACUCCACGUGAUAGUAGUUUGCAAAACAACAGUAGUUGAAAUAUACAAUGUGGAAAGAAGAAGUGAAACGGUGUCAGAAAAUCAAAUAUUAUCAUCAGCACAAGAAAGAGAGCUUAAUACGUUUUUUUUUUCAACAACAACAACAAAUCGUCUUCUUUAAACUAGCAACUUCAAUUUGAUUGAGCUUAGCAUUUAGUUAUUAGGUAGUCUGGUUUAUUUUAAUUCAGGUGAUGGUGUGCAAUUGCUCUUUUAAGCUUAUUUAAAUUUUCCUAGGAUAUCUAUAAAGUUUGAAUUAAAAACCCUUCUAGCCAACUCAACCCCGAUUGAGUUUGCCAGAUACAGCGAUAAUAAAUGCAAGGUUGUUAAUUUAGUUAAAACGUAAACGUACAUUGAAGCAAGGCUGUAAGUUGUUUUAAAACAGAGAGAUAAAUAGCAAGUACGCGCGUAGCUACACUUUUAUCACUAUUUUGUCGCCACAAAAGAAAAAUCAACAAAAUCUGCAUCACAAACCAACAAUAUUCGAUAAGGAAACAAACCAGUUUUCCUUACCUCAGUAUUAGGCUACUUCCGAGUAUGAUGAAGAAAACUAGAAUCUUCCGUAGCAAUGUUGUAUUAAACUUAUCAAUCGUAACAUUCCUCCUCAAAAACCGUACAGAUAACAGCAGAACAAAGUCUAACAAACACACAUACAAAAAAAAACUACCUUCCAUAAGAAAACAGAAAGUGGCUGAUUUCGUACUGAUGCUAAGUUUUGUUAUUUAACGUUGGAUUUUUAUUUAAUGCAACGCAAGGCCGAUCCAAUUCAAUUGCAAGGCAUAUCAGUCACUGAAGAUCGCGGCGGUUCUUUGUUUGUUGACACAAUUUCCCUUGUUGAUUUUUUACGACGAGAACUGCAUAUCCGCGUUCAUCCGGAUACAAAAAGAAGCAAAACUGUUGAAAAAACAUAAUUGAAAAACAGCUAAAAUAAUUUGCAAUCGGUCCUGAGAAAAAAAAAGAUGAUAAUUUAUAAUAUACAAUUUGGCAUGAUAUCGUAAACCUUGCAAGAAUGAGAGAACAGUCAGUGUGCGCGAUUGCGAAAGGGUAUGUAAUUUUUUGAGUAUAGAAUAAAAUAUCGAAGUUUUUAA